Molecule: messenger RNA, 2070 nt
Organism: Diceros bicornis minor
Lineage: Eukaryota; Metazoa; Chordata; Mammalia; Perissodactyla; Rhinocerotidae
Gene: IL33
Product: interleukin 33
Exons: 10
Coding region: 290-1072 (260 amino acids)
Biological process (GO): positive regulation of inflammatory response; positive regulation of cytokine production
Molecular function (GO): cytokine activity
Source: RefSeq, a predicted model, not a curated record
UUCCUAUGGCGUCUGUGUCAGCAUGCCCACACCAGGCCACAACAAUGGCCGCUGCCAAUGUCCCAGUCCCUUGAGAGGUCUCACCCCUCACAGAGAUGCACUCAGGGCCUAUUAGAUGCCAAAAGAGAGGAAGAGAGAGAGAGCAUGUAGAAACAACAUUUCUCAUGAGGUCUGUGUAUAUAUAAGUGGAGUUGGAAUAUAACUGCAUCAGCUACUACCAAGUGUUCACAACAGGAAACCUCAUCAUUUGAGACCAGCCUUUCACGUUUAUAACUUGGAAGCCUGAAAAAUGAAGCCUAAAGUGAAGUAUUCAACCACCAAAAUUUCCCCAGCAAAGAUAAGCAGCUCAUCAGGCAAAGCCUUGGUAAAAUCUCCCAAGUUAAGAAAAUCCCAAGAGAAGGCUGCAGAAGUUUGCCAGACAUACUUUAUGCAGCUACGCUCGGGCCUUCUGAUAGAAAAGAAGGCCUGUGACUAUAGGAAAGGAGCCACUGGAAGGUUUUCACCAAGAACAGAUAGAAAGGAACAUCUGGUAUUCGCUGCCUGUCAGGAAAACCUUGAACGGUCUGUGGAGGGCUUCGCCUUUGAUAAACCUCUGGGCCGGAGAUAUUUUAAAACAGAACAGUCUGCUUUCCUGACUACAUACAACGAUCAAUCCAUUUCUUUUGUUUUUGAGGAUGGAAGUUAUGAGAUCUAUGUUGAAGAUCUGAGAAAAAACCAAGAGAAAGACCAAGUACUAUUCCGUUACUAUGACCCUGGAUCCCCCUCAAGUCAAACAGAUGAUAGUGUUGAUGGUCAGAAGUUAAUGGUAAACCUGCGUCCUACAAAAUGCAAAGACUUCUCGCUGCAUGCCAACAACAAGGAGUACUCCGUGGAGCUACAAAAAUGUGCAAACCCAUUGCCAGACCAGGCCUUCUUUCUCCUGCAUGAGGAGUCCUCCAAAUGUGUUUCAUUUGAAUGUAAGAACGAUCCUGGAGUGUUUAUAGGAGUAAAGGACAACCACCUUGCUCUAAUUAAAGUAGAGGACGAAACUGAGGGUUCAAGUAGAGAGAAUAUCAUAUUUAAGCUCUCUUAAACUUAAUGUGAUGGGAAGCUGUGGAUCUUGGGUUGUGUAGCCCAAAUAGCUACCAUUGGAGAAGGGAUGAGAGAUAAAGAAAGAGGCAGAUAACAUUGAGGGUAAUGGAGCCUGCUUAGCAUGCUGUGGAAUGUUUUCCUUGUUAUGUGUAAAAAUAUUUUUUUGUAAUCUUUCCGUUCUGUUUUUUAUUUCCCUCUGUAUCACCGCAUAUUCAAUACAAGUAUUGGUAUAUUAAAGAGUAUUGGUAAAGAGAUCUGCCAAUAUUCUGAAGAGAUGCAGCCUGAUCUUUGCUUUUUUCCACUUUCAGUCCAGAAAGAACUUCAUAUUUAGAGCUGAGACCUGUGGGAAGAAGCAAGGGCCUUAGCCCAAGUCUCACUCUAGACAGGGAUCCAUUUUAAAGUGCUACAUAGGGACACAGUUUUCCCUGGUUCCAAACAAUAGACUCAAACACUACAGCUGCUGGUAAAAAGACACCCAGGUGGUACAUAGGUUGCCCAUUUCACAAGUGGACUAAACACCAAGUUUGUUUGUAGAUGCCCGAAACUUCAGAUGCCUAUAUGGCUAGGCAGGUGAUAUAAAUACGCGAAAAGGCAAAAACUAUCAAAACACUAUGAAAAAUAAAUCCAGUAUUUAUAAAGUGAAUAAUUUCACCUCUAAUUGUUUCAUUUUUAAAAUUCUGAUUUUUAUCGACUGAGUUAAAUUGAAGCGAGGCAUUCUUACAUUAGGAAGUGAAAUAAAUUUUAGUAAAGACAUAUAACUGAAAUCAUUAAUAAUAUCUAACAAACUAAUUGUAAAAAGCACUGAGCCACAACAUACAUUAGUUAGGGCAACCAAGUACCAUAGAAUCCCAGUCCCACGGUGGAGCCAGAAGUCCUCUAACCUGCUAGAGCCUAGAUGGGACACAGGAUUAACAUGUCAAUAACUGGCUGUCCCUCGUGUUUGUAGCAUAUCCCUCAUGUUCUUCUGACCCUGGCUUCCAGGGAUCUAUGACUUGAUAU